Messenger RNA from Mycena citricolor, 3207 nucleotides. NCBI's taxonomy places the organism in Eukaryota, Fungi, Basidiomycota, Agaricomycetes, Agaricales, Mycenaceae. The record is from the annotation of a GenBank genome assembly.
CCGAGGCCCAAUGCAAAAGUGUGUUGUAGACGCUGUCCAUGCAUUGAUUUUGAGGCUUCUAUGUGAUACCAGACACGAGAAAAUGCGCAGAGUGAUAAAACACUGGAAGCAUGUUGACCGUUUGGUGCAAAGUACAGAGAAAGCAAGACCGGAGAUCUUUCACGUGACGUCGACAUCUUUGCACGUGCCAGAGAUCCUGUCGUCACAGACCGUGACAAUCACUUUUGGGACGACUCGUACUCACGGUAUCGCCUGUGCUGAAGGCGACAAUGACUGCACCCGCUCGCAAAGGGACGCUUCUGGAUGUCGGGAGCCUCAUACGAGAGUACAAGUACACGCAAGAGAUCUCUCAGAUGAUGUUCGUGUUCGGAGAGGUCCAGGACCCCAACUCUGAGACCAUCAACCUAGUGGAGGACAUAGUACGGGGACAGAUUAUCGAGCUGGUGGUACAGGCCCGUGCCCUCGCGACGCGCCGAGGAGCGCGAUACCUCUCUGCUGAAGACCUCAUUUUCCUCAUACGCCACGACCGGGGCAAAGUCAAUCGUCUCCGGACGUAUCUCUCUUGGAAGGAAGUGCGCAAACACGCGAAGGAUUCCGGUGGUGACGGUGGUGGUGGUGUCGAGGUGGAGGCUCUAGAGGAUGGUGGCGACGAAAAACUGUCCACCAAGGCGCAGAAGAUCACGAUCAAGUUACCUUGGGAGAUUGCGACUGUAUAUUCCGAGGUCUUGAAGCAGAGCGGGCACCAGUCGGAUGACGAAGAGGACGAGGAUGAUAUAGAAGCACAUGAGGCUUCCAUCUUGCGUUUAAAGGAAGCAGACGACGCGACCCGGCAAAUGACGAGAGAAGAGUACCAGCACUACUCGGACUGUCGGCAAGCCUCGUUUACUUACCGCAAAGCCAAACGUUUCCGCGAAUUUCUCAACCUGCCCUCCCAUCUCGAUCUCAAAGCCGGUGACGAUACAGUCGACAUCGUCGGAUUCUUGGCAUUCGAGAUGGUCCGGUCUCUCACGCUCGCGGGGCUCGCCGUUAAGAAGUCACUAGAAGAAUCGCACCUGCGGGAGGACUACUCCUCACCCUUGAUGGGAAAGCGGAAGGCCCUCGGUGCCGCAGGGGGGAACGCGGAGAAGCGACGCAGGGAGGAGUCGCCGGAUCGGGACGAGGCGACGUUGCCUAUGAGCACGCUGUUUCUGCCUCCGCCGGAGGCCAGGACGGCCCUGAGGCCCGAGCACAUCCAGGAUGCUUUCUCCCGGAUGCAAAACGAAUGGUCGCAUAUCCGCUCUGCUGGCUCACACAACUGGCGCGGCGGGCUGGUGCGCACUCGUGUUGCUCUGAUCUGAUCUGAUUUCUAUGGAGCGGUUCUUGUAUCGUUGUAUGUAUCACUUAGAAUGUAGCUGGUAGCGUCCGUGUACGAUUAUGUAUAUAUCCGGUGUUGUAGGUCGUUCCUAAGCUCCACGGGCCCCGCGGACGAGAUAGCCUCGGGCACUUGCUAUGGCGCUACACACCGGGCUAGAUACCACGGGUGCACUGCCCGCACAUGCCGAUGCCAAACGCGAGCGAUGUGUGUUCGGACGAGUAUCGAGCCUGCGUAGAGAAUCAAGGGUUAAUUGCCCAGCUUGGAGGCCCCAGCAAAUAGUGCUCUGCCUCAGACCUUGGACGGACGUUCACACAGUACGCAUUGUUACAUAUGUUCAUGACGAUGCACGCUGAAUCUCCUUCGAGGCAUCAGCAUGAGCGACCCGAAGCCAGCGCCUUCGUAACUGGGGGCUCAGGUCAAGCAUCGGCACCUUGACUUGCUUGCAUCCACAUCCUCGGGUCGCCCAUGACUGGAUUGCAGGCUCUCCCGAGGUCCACCACGCAACCUCCAUAAGGGCGUGAAUUUAACAGAGCCUGCACAUCCGAUCCAUACCACAUACCAACGAUCUGAUUUUGGGUUUGAUUGUAUGCAUCAUUGCACACGAAACAGUCUCGAUUCAAUUGCGAACGAGCACAAGACGCGGGAGGGCAACGAUGGUAUCUGCCAUCCCAGGCAGUGCUCGAGAAACCUUGGCAUCGACCGUAGAGAAUAUAAUGAGGAUCGCAAGGAGGACAUCCUCAUUCUUCUUCUUUCAGCCCUCUUUCCAAGUUCCUUCUCUCGCAGCCUUUUCUUAUUCUUCUCCACACCAUGUUUUUCUCUGCGUCGAUCGCAUUCACCCUUGUCCUCUCCCUCGUCCACAGCGCGCCAGUCGCCGUCCGCGAGGACUUCGUGCCCCAGGCCUGCGACGGGCCGAGUGGGUCCGGCGCGUGCGUCCCGCUGAACGUCGCGUCCCCGAACCCGACGGGCCCCGCCAUCAACGCCGCGGCGUGCACGAACGUGAACAACCCGGUGUCGCUGACCCUCAACGUCGACAACGACUGCGUUGCAUUCCCGAACCCUAACUGCGAGCUGGGCGAUGGGGUCGCGAUUGAGCUGUUCUCGGAUACGUCGGACAACUUGGCGCCGGGCAUCCUGAGCAUCAGCUGCGAGGCGGAUCCCGGUUUCGUCAAUGGCCUGUUGGCUGGCUUCCAGGGGUAGAUCAGAAGUAGGCAGAGUCUGGGGCACCGCACUGUUGAUUCUAUGCGGGGGUGUGAAUGCAUCAAUGAUUAGGAAAAGAUUGUCUUGCGAUGGUCGUUACUUGCUAGGGCAGUAACUUCGCGAGGGUUUGUGUCGAGCAUGAGGCCUGAGGACCGUGUAUUGCAAUCGCGAUCAGAGGCGUGCAAGACUGGUCACACCGUAUGCGAGGAUCCAGCAGUGCGUUCAGGAAAUGAAGUGAAGGUGGUAUUCGAAGUUCGCGCUAAGGGUCCAGGACUGGUCGGCGGUGAUAGACCCCCCAGGAGAGCACAAGGGCGCCGUUGUGCUGUGCGGCACUCGCUGGUAGGCAAUGAAACGUGUUCCCGGAUGAAGAAAGCAGCCGAAAGAGGCCGGGACCGCCCGCGCCUUCUUCGCCUGGUGCCUCACGGCUCAGGCUGCCCCACGCUCUUCACGACAGCCCUUGCCUUUGGACAAUCGUUCCUCUCGGGUGGAAGAAGUUUUCAUCAAUCCUCGCCCUUGUUGUCCUCCUCCACGCGGCCAACGAGCCAGCUUCUGGAAGACUGAUUAGUCCCUCGCUGAGCAUGGCCGGCACGCCUCCGGUCCUCUUGACAUACGGCCUUCGGCCCGACGAGCAUCGUGGUGAUCCGUCCACUCACGGU